UCUUGGUGGGGGAACAGAAACUCGUAUCCUUAAAUACACGUACGGAGUUGGGAUUUCCGAUUCAGGAGACCUGUCUCGUCAUCGUCCUCGAAACAUCUUUAAACGUCUUGCUCAGCGUGGCACGGAAGUACUUAUCGAUUCUAAAUUUGGAUGUGAACUAUCAUACCGUAAUCAGGCGGCACAACUGAAUAUCAGCAUAUACACCACUUGUGAAGAUACAGCAAAAUAUUGUGACGACCCCGGCGUGGAACUGUUUGGACAAUUGUUAAUUGAGUUACUUAACGUUCCUGACGCUAAUCCCGGACCUGCUCGGUCGGUAGACUUUAGCCUUAUAUUUGGAAAAACGGGUAUAAGAGCACAGGCUAAAGACAAACUGACUGGGAAUAAAUCUGAAGCUUUAUUCGCUCUUAAGCUAUAA
This is a messenger RNA of Paraglomus occultum, 418 nucleotides long. Lineage: Eukaryota; Fungi; Glomeromycota; Glomeromycetes; Paraglomerales; Paraglomeraceae. The record is from the annotation of a GenBank genome assembly.